Molecule: messenger RNA, 1448 nt
Organism: Cinara cedri
Lineage: Eukaryota; Metazoa; Arthropoda; Insecta; Hemiptera; Aphididae
Source: the annotation of a GenBank genome assembly
AUGCUAUCAGCCAACAUACCACUUAAUAAGCUAGGUAACGUUCAAUUCAAACAAUUUUUGGAAAAAUAUACGGGGAAACAAAUUCCGGCCAUUACUACUUUACGUAAAUGCCAUGUCGAUGAAAUUUAUUCUGAAACUAUAAAUAAAAUUAGAAAUGGUAUCACUGGUAAAAAGAUCUGGGUAUCAAUAGAUGAGACCACCGACUCAUUAGGCCGAUCCAUUGCAAACGUAGUAAUCGGUACUCUUGAAACCGAUGAUCCAGGCCAAACAUUUUUCCGAAGUACUGACCAAAGCUAAUCAUUCGACUAUUGCGAAAUUAUUUGAUAAUUCAAUGCAUCUAUUGUGGCUAGAAGAAGUGCGUCACGACGACGUCCUAUUGUUUUUAAGUGAUGCGGCGUCUUAUAUGGUGAAAUCCGGGAAUUCAAUUCAAGUAUUUUACCCUAAAGUUAUUCACGUUACUUAUAUUGUGCACGGGCUUCAUCUUAUUGCUGAAAAAAAUCGUGUAAAUUAUUGCAAAGUCGAUAAAAUCAUCGUAAAUGUCAAAAAAAUAUUUUUGAAGGCGCCUAAUCGUAUUGCAAUAUUUAAAGACAAAGCGCCCAAUAUUCUACUACCGCCAGCACCUAUUUUAACAAGAUGGGGGACGUGGAUAAGAGCCGCUGUUUAUUACUGUGAACACCUUGAAAUUAUUAAAUCUAUUGUCGACUCUUUGAAUAAAGAAGACGCUAUUUUUCUGAAGCAAGCCUUGCGGCAAAUUUAGUAUUUAUCAAAUCACAUUUUGGAUUUUUACCUGAUAGAAUUUACCAGUCUUGAAGCAAAAAAUAUUUUACUUAGUCAUGCAAUCGAUGCAGUGCAAAAUGUUAAUUUGAAAUUGAGUCAAGUCCCUGGUCUAAUUGGAAAAAUUGGAUAUCAAAGUUUAAUUCAAAUUUCAAAGGCGAAGAAACCUCAACUCGAAAUACACUUUGGGGAAGCAGUACCCCAGACCAAAGAGGAUCUGCUUUCUAUAGAUUCUCAAUCAAAAAUCAUGUAUCAUUUAUUUCCCCGCUCAAUCCACCAUACUGGCCAAUCCAUUCAAAUAGGCUAUCCGAAAAACUUGAUUUUUUUAUUUCCAAAAUCCCCAAUCACAUUAAUACCAAUAUCAAAAAUAUAUGUGAUUUAUCGAGUGAUCACUUUCCAAUACUUUUAUCUAUAGCUGGCGACGUGAUAUUAAACUCUAAACCUUCUCUAACAAUUGGACCCAUCGAUCGGGAUAAAUUCAAAUAUAAAUUGGUCUAAAAUAUUAAUCUAAAAGUACCACUUAUUCUGAUGUCGAAAAUGCAACAAAAUAUAAUGUUUUAACAAUCCAACAAGCAGCUACUACGGGCUUCAUCUCCUAUCAAGCCGCAUCAUUCAAAUUCUUCCUCAAGCCUUCCCUAAUCGUAAAUAAACGUCGUUCUCCAGCCAAAUGGUAA